AUGGAAUCGAAAUUUGAGUGGGGCCUUGGAAAUUGCAGGUGAGCUCAGUACUUUGUAGGUCGUACAGUAUGACUUGAUAGUAUGUCUUCGGACAAAGUAAUGGUUGUGCUGUGCGAGGUGGUCCUAACUUUUGAAUUCAAGUAUGACCUCGGAAAGGGUGGCCAUUCAAAUUAAAGCGUUUGAGCAGUGCUUUCAUGUGGUACUGUUUAUUGUGCUUCAAGAGGUAGUUUUACUUUUGAGUUUGUGGAUGAAAUCCCAAAGUGUGACCAUUCAACUGAAAGCUUCUGAGCAUUCCCUUCCUGUGUUACUUUUUAUUAUGCUGUACAAGGUGGUUCUAAUUUUUGAGUUUGUUGAUGAAGUCCCUCUCGGGGAGCUUGUCCUUACUUUUUACCUGUGUUUGACACUUCAGACUUGCUGAAUCAUAUUCCCAACUGGUAAAGUAUUACUUAGAUAACACCACAGAUGUGGAUAAACGACUCAACUGGUAAGUUAAGAAAAUCGUUUGGAAAGGUAAGGUAUAAUACCUAUCUGUGAAGUAAACACUCAUCUUUUAGAUAAGUAGACAGUAUGUAUGUUUGAUUCUUUAACUGUCAUUUAGGUUUUUUCUUUUUCUUGCUAUGCUUGAAUGUACCAGGUGUGCAAUGUUAAAGUUCGCUUUAAGUUAAACCGUAGGGCAUUAGUUUUCUUUCACGCACCCAAGAACGCGCGAGUAGCGCGAGGUUCUAUGCUCGACCUCCGACUCUCUUUGUCCGUUAUCAUACUUAUUUUAGAAGUCUGGCCUGAGGACCGUAUACGUACGAAUAAAAGCUAAUAAAGGACUAACGACUGUAUUGCAAUCUAAAGUGUUACUGCUACUUUAAUAAAAAAUGGAGGAAGUAUUACAGAAAAAACCUGUUAUGUCACAGACAAUGAUUUUUAACCAGUAUAUUUGUGUUAAAACCCUGCAACUUGAAAACAUGUCAGAACGUUUUAGAAGACCUGUUUCGGGCAGUUUUCCUGCAGUUUAGACUCGUGGUAAUUCCCACAAAUUAAUAAUAAAAAAUUUUAUUAAUAAUAAAAGGUGAGGUCGUUUGAUUUUUUUCCAUAUAUCAUGAUGUAACUAUUGCGGACAAAGGCCCAGUUCAUAGGUCGUGCUUCUCCCGUGCCGACUGAAUAAGUUCUACAAAAGCACUGCAGAAGCACGACGUAUGAACUGGGCCUAAAUUUAGGCGGAUAAAAGUGAUCUAAAAUGUAUAACCGGUCUGGACAACACCCGUCAAAGGCUUAGUUUGGAAGUAACUGGCUCCAGGUCAUGGUAGUCUGGUUAAAAAAGUUUACAUAACUGUGCAAAGUCGAUUAUCUAUGCCGCAACAUUCUGUUGUAAAAUAUUUGCAACUUUCCCGCGCUACGCAAGUGUUGAUUUCACGUUCAGUGAGCGCUAUUGUUUUUGCAGAUGAAGACGGCCACAGAUUAAAUGCCGGUGGAAGAAUUCUUUUGAAGAAUCAACACGGGGAAAAUAUAACCGCUAAAUACGUCGUCAUUACUGUCCCGCUUACAAUCCUCAAAGACGGGGACAUCACUUUUGUUCCAAAACUUCCCGCUGAUAAAAACAGAGCCAUAAACACGAUCCAGAUGCUUAGAGCGUGGAAAAUUAUUUGUCAAUUCAAACGCCGGUUUUGGCCCGAGAAACUUCAUCAAAUUUACAGUGUACGGGGAUUUUCAAGUGAAAUAUGGAUGUGGUCACGUGGCUCGGCUGUUAAUGACGACAAUUGUCACGUGGUUGUUGGGCUUGAAACUGCUGAGUCUGCGGAACAGAAAAGUAGCCUCAGCGGUCAACAGGUCUUGGAGGGGUUCUUGAGCUAUUUGGAUGAGAUGUUUGGGUAAGAAAAUUUUGUCAUUAUUAAGUGUAACUUAAAAUAUUUUCAUGAAAAGGCCAACAGAUCGUUUAACAUGGAGACAAAGCGGCAAUAAACAGUGGCACUCAACGAAAACAUCAGUUAUCGUUGCAUCGUACAGCCCAAUGUAACGUAUUAUAGACGUUUAGUUCACAAAGCUCAACGUCCUCAUCUCAUUAUUUCACUACACAAGUUAUAUUUGUCAUUACUGAUUUGGCCUGGCAGUAUGCAAGACGCGUGUAACAUAAUCCUCCGAAGCAGCCUAGCUCCUCAAGUCUCUUCGUACCUAAGUACGCCCCUUGGGUAUUUGGGACCCAGGGGAUUUAGAGAUAUGAAACGGCAAACUGAUCCUUACGGUAAGGCGAUGAACAAGUAAACAAAAGAAUAAAACAAAAAAUAUAUAUUUACACAAAUUGCCCAAUAUUUCGGUUUGAAAACAAACCUUCUUCAGGGGCUAAAAGAAAAAUGAAAAUAUAAAAGGUUGGUUUUCAAACCGAAAUAUUGGGCAAUUUGUUUAAACAUACAUUUUUUUUGUGUUAUUCUUUUGUUUAAUUGUACUGAUCCAGGUCUACAACUAGGAGAUCUGGCACCCAUCAUUGGUUUGUUGCUGUGGACUUGCUGAUAUUUUAUAUAUUUUGGAUUUAGUGAUGUCAUGGGUCCAGAUUGCAUCCCCGUUGACGUUUUUUUUCUUGUCAACCGGAAUCUCUGGGACUAUCAAUAUGUCUUAUCUUAUUAAUAUUUUAUUUAUUAUUACUAUUAUUACUAUUAUUAUUGUUAUUAAUUUAUUAAUUAACCAUGUUUUUAUUUUUCACAGCACACCCAGCGAUCCUCAUCCCGCAACCGAUUCUUUCCUAGAUUACGUGUAUUUUCAUCGGUCAAAUCAUCUUUUCAUUCGCGGUGGAUACACAUCCCUUACUGCCCAUGUGCACGAUCUUCGUCACUUGUUUGCUAGGCCUGUUGAAGAUCGGUUGUUUUUUGCGGGUUCUAAACUUUAG
Molecule: messenger RNA, 2869 nt
Organism: Porites evermanni
Lineage: Eukaryota; Metazoa; Cnidaria; Anthozoa; Scleractinia; Poritidae
Source: the annotation of a GenBank genome assembly